Messenger RNA from Amborella trichopoda, 2177 nucleotides. Lineage: Eukaryota; Viridiplantae; Streptophyta; Magnoliopsida; Amborellales; Amborellaceae. The record is from RefSeq and is a predicted model, not a curated record.
AGUGGCGGGAGAAGAGUCGAUCGGGAAGCGAUACAGCACAGAGAGGGGCAGAGAUGAUUGGAGGUGGUGUAGUAUUGAAUCUCUCUCAGGUUCACCAUCAUGGGCUAUGCAGAGUAUCGUGGCAGGUCGACAGAGGACAAACUCCUAUCAUAACCACCAAACCGACUGCAAAGCCCAGCAAGAUAGAGAAACAGAAACCACGCCCUGCUCUCCUACCCCAAAAAAACGGAGCACCCUCUUCUCCUAAUUUGAGAGCUCACGUUUCCGAGCUUCUCAGUCUCCCGCACCACGAAACUCAAGGGAAAUCUGAGGACGCCUAUUUGGGUUACGAGAGAUGGUUGCCCGCUGCACCGAAUGUUAAGACUCCGCGAUCACGAUAUAAGGCAGCAGCCUUAGCCUACAUGGGAGAUUGCAUCUUUGAGUUUUAUGCUCGCCGCCAUUUUCUGUUUACUCCGUUAAGUAUUGAUGAGUAUAAUGCUCGUGUGAUGGCAAUAGUACGCUGUGAGUCACAGGAUAUAUUGCUCAAGUUGUUACUCGCAGAUGGCAACUUAUCUGAAGAGGAGAGAGAUGUCCUUCGUUGGGGAAGAAAUAUUGGAUCAGGAAGAAGGCGGGGUAUGAAGCGUGUUGGGGUUGCUGCUUACAAUAGGGCGUCAUCACUUGAGACUCUUACUCAACACUCAACACUCAGCACCAAGAGGCAAGAGUCUUCAAUCAUCGUCGUCAUCAUCUUCAUCAGAGGGAAUAUCAUUUUUACAACUAAGACAAAUAGGUGGAAAUGGCUGUCAAAUAGAAACUGGCGAUUGCUGAAUUUUUAUGGUAAGUGUGCAGUAUGCAGUUGUAGAUGGCAAACCCAACACGUUUUCUCUCUCUGUAAGGCCAUCUCUCUCUCUCUCUCUCUCUAGCACUCUUUGGAGGUUUUUGUAAGAGGUGGCCAUUCAAUGCUGAGCUUCUUGUUACUCAUCAAUCUCUAAGCACCUAUGCCUCACACCUCUCAAAAUACCCACAUUCAUACAAUAAAUAUCUGAAGUACCUUUAAAAUUUUGAUACCCAUCCACCUAGUGGACCAUUUGAGUGAUACCAAAAGUAUCUAAAAUACCUUUAAAAUACCGAAGCAAAGGAAUUUCUUUUUUUGUAAAUUUUUAUUUUAUUUUUCAUUAUUUUAAUAUACCUAUAUAUGAAUAUAUACUGUAUUUAUAUUAAAUUUUUUAAAAAAUCCAAACUCCUCCCCAGAAUUGGCCAAAACACUGAAUUACGUCAUUUUUUUGACCAAACCGAAAAAGCCUCCAAAGCGAACCUGACAACAUUGAUACAAAUUAAGUGGUGUGGUUGAAGGGGUGAGAGGUAUUUAUAGAGAGCGGCUAGGGUUUUAAGUUUAGCCUUAAGAUGGAUUAAAUCUAGACCAUUCAUGUAGAAUAUCAAGGGCUUGGAGAGAAGCUUGAUCCUAGCCUUCUAAUCCACACCUAGUUAUCAUGAUGUCUGGCUUGGAUUUGUCCACCAUUAUCCCCGCAUGCGAGAAAUUACUCCAAAUUCCCAAAUGAAUUUAAUUCUAAAAUGUAAGAAAAAUACAUUUUCUAAAUUACCCUUGCCAUUUUCAAUGAAGUGUGAGAAAAAGCUUUAUAAGGCCAUGCCACUCAAGUCUACAAAAAAUAUUCUCUUGUCUAAGUUCAAUAUGGAUUUGAAAUUCAAAAGCUCUCUCUUGCCCUCAACACCUUACCCCCUCUCACACAUGUGGCGUCAUAAGCUUAUAAAAAGAAGUGAGAAGGUGUUUGUGUUUCUAAAAGAUUAAAAAGGAAAAGUGGCGCUGAUUUUUCCUAGCAAUGUUGUAUUCCCUACCCUUGACUGUUAGAUUUGGAUUUUGGGGAAGAAUUUUUCAUGUUAGCAACUGUCUGAAGCUUAUAUGUUGAGCAAUACAAACUUUUCAGCUUCAUGAUGCAGCUUUGCUUUGUUACAUCAUGUAGUUAGCUGACCUGAAUCCAAGACUCCUGCUCUGAGAUAAAAGGGCAUUCUUCUCCAAUUUUCCAUGUCGACGUGCCUAUGUGAUGACAUGUUAGAAAACCUAUAAUAGGAAUGAUCUUGUUUUGUGGAUUUGUAAGAAAUUGGGAAUUAACUCAAGUUUCGUUUGAGAAAAUGCUAAUUGCUUCCAUCUGAUAAAUGAUAUUGAGUUUCCUUCUUGGUUG